This is a messenger RNA of Meloidogyne enterolobii, 708 nucleotides long. The record is from the annotation of a GenBank genome assembly. Lineage: Eukaryota; Metazoa; Nematoda; Chromadorea; Rhabditida; Meloidogynidae.
AUGGGCGAAGAAUUGAAGCUUUUAAAGAAAACUGUAGAAGGCUUACAUCUUCAACAGCAGCAAUUAAGAAAUGAAAUUCUUCAAAGGGAUAAACUUAUACAUGAAAAUGGCUUUCUUGUUGCCAAUCAAGAUCCAAAUGAUGACCUUUUGCCGCCUAUACAACAUACUAGAGCUGGUUCAGAAAAUGGGACUGAUUCUAUUAAAACCAAAUUUGACCCUCUACUAAUUUCUUAUGUGACAUUAGCUGCUGUUGAAAAAGCUCUUCCCGGUACUUCUGCUGUCGACCAAAAAAUUCAAAGGAUUAACCGCAAACUUCGUCAACAAAUAGACGAUGCAGAAAAGGCUCUUUAUAAUCGUCGGCAACGACCUAGGGAAGACUAUAAUUCAACUGGGUCCAAUAGCAGUAGUGACGACAGUUUGCAUAAAGACGCAUUAAAGCAAGUCGCGGAAUUGAAGCUUAAAUUGCAAGAAAUGGAAAGGGAGAAAACCGCUUUAGAUGGAGCUUUUGGACGAUCCGAAACCCAACUGAAGAGGUUUAAGACUAUCGCGGAACAAUCAGAAAAGGAGUCGGAAGAAUUGCAAAAACAGAAUAGACAACUUAAAAAAGAGCUUCGCGACAAGGAACAAUUACUUGAAGAAAGUAAAGAAACUAACAACCAUUUGCAAUCCAGACUUGAAAAAAUGCGUAAUACAAGAAGGCCAAUAUAA